AUGACGUCCCGCAGACUUCAGGAGUGCAUAGAAGAAUUUAUCGAAAUUUACAGAAAUGAACCUUGCCUAUGGCAAAUUAAGUGUAAAGACUACCACGAUCGUGCAAGGAGAGAAGCAGCGUAUUCAAAAUUGGUUGAAAAAUUGAAAGAGGUUGAACCUUCUGCCAACAAAGAAAGUGUAGUGAAAAAAAUCAAUAACAUUCGAAGCAAUUAUCGAAAAGAAUUAAAAAAAGUUAAGGCAUCAUCGAAAACAGGAUCGGGUACAGACGACAUUUACGAACCAAAAUUAUGGUAUUUCAAACUCCUAUGUUUCUUGAACGAUCAAGACAUUCCUCGAAAAUCCCGUACAAAUAUUGAAAGCGAUAACGACGAAACAAGGAUUGAACUGCCGGAUCUUGGAUCGCCUGCUGGACUCAGCUUCCCGGACUCUCUCACUGGACGGCCUCAGCUGUGCACUGACGACUUCGCCCCGGACCGUGGCUGGACCGCUUCUUGGAUCUCCCCGAGCGUCGUAGGAUCGCCGAUGAUGGAUCAGGAAUACGACAUAGGAAUUACAUCGGGUAAAUCUGUGCCUGAUGGUAGCAUCGAGGAUGCUGACGAAUCGCCUGUCUGUACAAAGGAUGAAAAUUCGUCAGAGCCAGCUGCAUGUACUUCUGCAUCGACACCUCAAUACAACCGUCCAAGACCAUCGAAAAGGAAUUUAUCAUCAGAUCAAGAAGCCUUAACGAACGACGUAUUAUUGUCAAUAAAUAAUCAUUUCAAGCGUCCAGCAAAUCAAGAUGACCGUUUUGAUAUUUUCGGCAAGAACGUUGCCAUGAAAUUACGCGAUCUGCCUAAACAACAAAGGCUCAUAGCAGAAAAAAUCAUCAAUGAAACUUUAUUUGAAGCCGAAAUGGGCAAUUUAACUAUGUCUCAAGGAUUAACUUAUCAACAUCAACAUCAACUCCAUACAAUUAAUCCUACACCUCCGCCAAUGUAUCAGCAGUACCAGCAAUAA
This is a messenger RNA of Temnothorax curvispinosus, 996 nucleotides long. RefSeq lists its product as uncharacterized. The record is from RefSeq and is a predicted model, not a curated record. The transcript has 3 exons. NCBI's taxonomy places the organism in Eukaryota, Metazoa, Arthropoda, Insecta, Hymenoptera, Formicidae. The coding region runs from base 1 to 996 and encodes 331 amino acids.